AUGUUGUGGCCUCUUUGUGGAUUUUAUGUCACUCUUGACGUUACACAUCGUCUGCUUCGACGUGUAUGCCUCAAGGCUGGCGAAAGUUUCAUGGUCAAGUUUAGUAUCUUUAUGGCGAGUUUUCCGAGGUCGAAAAUGGAAUCCGUUGCGAUGCCGAACAGAUUCGGUUCGUUUGGACACGAGGCAGCAGUUCAUAACCACACUGCUCUUCACCAUACUGUUGUUUUUGCUUCCAACGGUGGCUGUAUACUUCGUCGUCUUCAAAACGCUGCGACUGUCUGUGCUGGCUUUCCAGACGGUGCUCACAAAACUGGCUCUUCACCAUCAAUACACAAUUCCCUUGUUGGAUCACAUGUUUUCGUCAACGAAGUAAUAAAAUUCUUGGACAACAUGAGUUAG
This is a messenger RNA of Cylicocyclus nassatus, 399 nucleotides long. NCBI's taxonomy places the organism in Eukaryota, Metazoa, Nematoda, Chromadorea, Rhabditida, Strongylidae. The record is from the annotation of a GenBank genome assembly.